This is a messenger RNA of Salvia miltiorrhiza (redroot sage), 990 nucleotides long. RefSeq lists its product as uncharacterized. Bases 251 to 856 code for a protein of 201 amino acids. The record is from RefSeq and is a predicted model, not a curated record. The transcript is spliced from 3 exons. Lineage: Eukaryota; Viridiplantae; Streptophyta; Magnoliopsida; Lamiales; Lamiaceae.
AGGGUUAGCUUCCACAACAACCACCUACCUAGAUAAAGAAUAGAGACCAUAUUAUAACCAUUGGAUUGUUUUGAAUCAACGGAUCAGAUGAUUCAAUCAAAUGAAUUUUCGCCCAAUUAUUAAUAUUAAAUAUAUUAAUAUCAGACGCUAAAGGGCAUAAAAGUAAUACAAAUUAAGAUUUAAUUUGGUAUGUUUAACGAAAUUCCGUGAAAAUCUACAUUCCUAUUCUGGUGCGGUAAUCUCAUAAUCAAUGAACAGAUAUUGUAUGAUUCGAAUCAGUAGGUCAACAUCAUCGACGAAAAGAUUUGUGAAUCGUCAACCCGUUCUACGGCUUCAUUCAUUGAAAUUUCGGAUUGCGAAGCUCAGAUUAAAUAUACACAAGAAAAGAAAACUCACGCACUUCAUUCUGUGUAUCCAGAAAAUUUAUGAGAAAGAGCUGAUUUUCAUCUUGGAUACUUCUGCGGAGGUGAACAACCAUCCUAUUGGAUCGAACUACAACGUCUUGUGUGAUAUUAUACGAUCUCUACUGGCUGAUUUCCUGAAAAACAGCAAUGAAGAUUUAAGUUUGGCAUCAGUUUCAAAAUCAUCUGUAAAAGUCGUUGAUAUCAAUUGGGCAUACAAGAACAAUGCGGUCGAUGCGGCGUUGUAUGUUAUGAGGCAUAUGGAGACGUUUGAAGGAGAUACUUCUAUUGAAUGGAAUAGUGAAUGCCACCGAUCAUCAUAUAGCAAUACUGAGGAUGCGAUACUGUUCAACGAUUGUUAUGUGGGAGAAGAACAAGUACAAGGAGGAGGUUUUGAAAGAUGCAUCUGCAACUUAUGGGUUAGAACUUGCAGAGAAUGCAACAAGAUUCGAUAGACUUCUCACAGGGUAACAAUGAAUAAAUACAUGUACCACUUGCUGGUUGGACUCCAUGUUUUAGGUGAAUGAUGGAUCUUAUGUCUUUCACAUGAGAUUAAAUGAACUUUGAUAUGCACAUUUUACAUACUGAA